This is a messenger RNA of Trifolium pratense (red clover), 1878 nucleotides long. Its product is annotated as protein TIC 56, chloroplastic. The transcript has 5 exons. The record is from RefSeq and is a predicted model, not a curated record. The coding region runs from base 200 to 1744 and encodes 514 amino acids. NCBI's taxonomy places the organism in Eukaryota, Viridiplantae, Streptophyta, Magnoliopsida, Fabales, Fabaceae.
GACUCUUUCCAUAUCAUAUAAACAUUAUAGAUAAUUAAUGGUCCUAUUAUUUCGCUAUCUAUCUUCUCAUAUUUACUUCUCAUCUUCUCAUUCACAGUUCACUUUUCACUUUUUACUUCAUCUUUUUCAAAUUUCACCAUUAAUAAUCUACUUAUGAAUUAUCCUUAAACCCUUUCAUUCUUCUUCUUCUUCUUCUUCAAUGUCUUCCAUAAACUUCAACCCAUUCGGCGGAAACUGGUUCCCAUUCUCAAAACCACCAACCCCACUCCCUCUCCCUCCUUUCAACUCCCUCCUCAAUUUCUCCCAAUCCCCAAAUUUCGCUUCAUCAUCUCUCUCCACCACCAACACCAACCCCACCACCACAACCCCCACCUUCGAUGACGACGAUGAUGACGAACAACCCGGUCCAUUCACCAAAUUGGUUAAACAAUUCUUCUACGAAUGCCAAAAAAUCCCCAACUACAGACACACACCAGAGGUCGAAAAAAUCCUCAAACAAAACGACACUUUUGAGCCAAACCCUAACGCAACAGAACAAGAAAUGAACCAAAACGAAGACUUUAUGGAUAAAAUGUAUGAAAAUCCAGUUAUACAGUUUCUCAUGAGAGCUGAGUAUAUUGCUGAUAGGAUGAAUGAGAUUGAUGUGAAGAAGAAUGAGAAACCGUUUAGGAAAGAAGAUAGGGAUGUUUGGAAGAAAGUGCCGAAUGUAAUUGGGAUUGAUGGCAGGCCUAUGCCGAGGAAGGCGCUGACGAAGAGGACGGCGAAGGAUAAGUUUUGGGAUUUUGCUAGACAGUUUUAUUUUGGACUUUGGGGGUUUUGGCAAAGGCAUUAUCCUCCUGGUAAACCUAUUGAUGCUGCUCAAGCUAUUGGUUAUAAGAGACUUGAGAAAAGAUACUAUGAUUUUAUCAUGAGGAGUAAUAUAUGGUUCUAUAAGGAUCGGCUGGGUCGAACUCGAGGGCCAUUGGCAUUGAUUACACUUAAAACUGCUUGGGGUGGUGGGGUUAUUGAUAAAAACACUUUCAUUUGGGGUGAGGAUAUGGAUGAAUUUGCUCCCAUCCACAUGAUUUAUGGAAUGGAGCGUGCAAUCGCAACUUGGGAAGUUCGACUUGCUGCUUCAGCGACAGCUUUCUUUCACAAACUACAAAGAGGUAUACCACCGUGGGUUCCUCUUAAGGGAUUUGAAAGGAAAACUUAUAAGCAGCUUCAAGAAGAGGCUAUAGAAAGCAAGAGGCGUGAUUUAGCAGUGCUUGAAGCUAAUGGUGGCGUUUGGCCUGGAGUUAGAAUUCCAAGUCAUGCUCUAUUUCUUUGGGCUAGUGGCACUGAACUCACCCCUACUUUGGAAGAAGACCACAUGCCCAACAAGUACAUUCCCAAAGAUCUCAGACAGAAGCUGGCGAAACUUAUUCCAGGAUUGAGGCCAUGGGAAGUUCUGAGCAUAGAACAAGCAAUGGAUCAAAUAGCAUUCAGUGGUGAAUGGUACCGUGAACCACUUGCUUCGUACACCACUGGUCCGCCAUUCUUCAAGCGAUGGAAUGACUAUGUGAUGAGUACUUAUGAAUUCAUUUCUGGCGUUUCCGAGUCAGCGGAUGAUCAUUUGAGUUACAGACUUCCUGGAUAUGAUAAAAUUAAGAAAAAAUUCAUUCAAGAUUGGAAAGCAAGAAUGGCGAGAAUGCGUAAGAAUGUCAAAAGAGAGCCCUCUCGCCUUAGAGCGGAGUAUGUCGAGGAGGAAUCUCCUAAAAAUUAAAAUUCCCAUGGGUUAUUCAAAUCAUAUGAUAAGACUUCAUCGUGUUUGUGUAUUUUGUUUAUAAAAAAAUUGGUUCACUUUGAACUGAACAAUGUAAUAUCAAUUCUGAAAACAAUUUAUUUGCCCGUUACAUA